Messenger RNA from Seminavis robusta, 2307 nucleotides. NCBI's taxonomy places the organism in Eukaryota, Bacillariophyta, Bacillariophyceae, Naviculales, Naviculaceae. The record is from the annotation of a GenBank genome assembly.
AUGGAAGCCACCACAAAGCAGCAAGCAACAAUAGUGCACUUGGAUGUUGAUGCAUUCUAUGUGGCGUGUGAAAGAGAACUGAACAAGGAGCUCCGAAACCGUCCAUUGGCGGUGAGUCAGUACAACCCCUACGGUGACUUGAAGACAUGUCUGAUUGAUGAUCCAGCACGAAUCCUCUACGACGGCCAGCAGAAACAGGCAAAGAAGAAUCCCAAUGCGAAUGGAUCCUUGAUUGCUGUCAGCUAUGAGGCGCGAGCAUCCAAUGUCAAGAGAAAUGACAGAGGGUUGGAGGCAGUCAAAAAAUGCCCUGAGCUCGUCAUCGUUCAAGUUCCCGUAGAGAAUGGCAAGGCCAGCCUUACUCUGUACCGAGACGCGUCUGAGCGUCUCAUGGCAGCAUUGACUGAGUAUAUGAAGACCUCGGCACUCGACAUUUUUCAAGAAGUUAUAUGUGGAAGAACCGAGAGGAAAGGAAACGACAAACCACAGCAGAGCAACAAGUCAUUGGUUGACAUUAAAGUGGAAAAGGCUUCUGUAGACGAAAUUUACAUUGACCUUUCUAUUCCAGUGCAGCUGAUAUUAAAACAAUGUCGAGAAGCCAACAAGUGGGAAUCCUUGCGAAGGGCUCUUUUGAAAGAUGACAGUGCUUCUUCUCACACAACUGUCGGUGGCCUUGAGACCAGCGAGGCAGCGAUUGCCACCAACAGUCUCACAAAGGAUGAAAUUCGGAGAGGGUCUUCCUUACAGGUAGAUGAUUCCAAGGAUGCUGCAAGUGCCGAAGAUGAGUUAGGAGCAGUUUGGUGGGGUAGGGCUUUUCCUGAGGCUUGGGGAGACGACGAAUUGUCUUUGGCCAUUGGGGCUCUGAUCACAGUGGAGGCACGCAAAGCAAUUGUCAACAACUUUGACGGGGUCUACACCCUCUCUGCCGGUAUAUCAUCCAACAAAAUCAUGGCCAAGCUCGCUUCCGGUUUGAAGAAGCCAAAUCGUCAAACGCUGAUCAACCCAAACAAUCAGACAACACUACAAAAACUAUUCCAUCCACUGCCCAUUGGGAGAAUAAGAGGUUUGGGAGGGAAACUUGGUGAGCAGGUCGCUGAAACAUUGUCAGUCAAGACGGUGGGGGAGCUGGCAAAAGUACCCUUGUCAACGCUGCAACAAAAGUUGGGGGAUAAACAGGCUCGCUUCUUGUUUCGAACAGCUCAGGGGAUUUGCGAUGAGGCUGUGACAGAGAGAACGAAGCCAAAGUGUAUCGGAGCCGGCAAAACAUUUCGAGGAGUAUUGUCAAUGCGCACAUCCGAGCACGAAAAAUUGAAGAAGUGGUUGGGCAACCUUGUCAAUGAAGUUCAUGAGCGAAUGUCCAGUGAUAAGAGCAGGUUUGCAAAGACUCUGGUCUGUUGGCUACACCUGUCGCCCGUUGGAGGAAGCGAGAAGAGUGAUAGAAAGCAAAUGUCAACAUCAGCGCAGCUCCCACGAAAUGCAUCUGCAGAAAAGUCAACCGACAUUGCCUUCAAACUAGCCAAAGACAUCAUCAAAAGUGCUGGCAGCACACGUGGUCGUGACGCUGCCAAUCCAGAGGGAGGCUUCCUCGUCAUUGGCAUGGCAGUUACGGCAACAAACUUUGUCCCGAUUGCCCAAGGGCAGAGUUCUAUAGUCGAUGCAUUCAAACGGAGUGCGGAGCUCUCCCCCACCACGGGAGACAAAACUCCUGCUUCACAGCGACCGAGAGGAAAGACUCAAUCUUCCUCCAAGUUGAAGUCCAGAGCAGCGAAAAGCAUUGCUGCGUUUCUCCAGCAAGACACGCAAUUUACUCGAGACGCCGAUGUUCACGGUUCAACUGCACUAUCUCAUAGCGGGCAAACAGGAGGGGAGCUCUGUAUCAAAGAAAGCAGGGCCGCGUUGGCUGAAGGCGGGGGCAAGGAUGCAUCGAUGGUUUCACAAAUGGACGUCUCGUCGGACGUUACUCCAAUCAAGAAGAAAUUUGAAGCAGGAGACGGGAAGCACACAGAAAGUGGGGUGGAAGUUGAGGCGUCGGUGGUGGCGUGCAAAAGCCAAAGUGCGCUUGAAGAUUCACAAACUGAGGGCUUGCCUGCAGGAAGCGCAGAAGAGAGUGUCGACCCUGAUUUGGAGUAUGCCAAGCAGCUACAGGCAUCCUACGAUCGAGAAAAUGAUGAGAUUUCUCGCAUGGAACAGCGACGAUCGAGCUUGUCUCGAACCCACCAUGAAGCAACUGGCCGCAAGGCCAAACGCAGACGAACAUCAAAUCCCGGCGUGGUCCGCCCCAUCAGCAACUUCUUCGCGAAGCUUUCUUAA